This is a messenger RNA of Scylla paramamosain (green mud crab), 718 nucleotides long. RefSeq names its product breast cancer type 1 susceptibility protein homolog. NCBI's taxonomy places the organism in Eukaryota, Metazoa, Arthropoda, Malacostraca, Decapoda, Portunidae. The record is from RefSeq and is a predicted model, not a curated record. Gene Ontology annotation, molecular function: ubiquitin-protein transferase activity. Bases 84 to 596 code for a protein of 170 amino acids. Gene Ontology annotation, biological process: positive regulation of transcription by RNA polymerase II; negative regulation of fatty acid biosynthetic process; double-strand break repair via homologous recombination. Gene Ontology annotation, cellular component: BRCA1-BARD1 complex; plasma membrane; BRCA1-A complex. The transcript has 5 exons.
CUGGGAUUUGUUUACGAUUCCCUCCAGUUUCUCCUUGCCUUGGUGUCAUUCUCUAUUUACCCCGGUGAUGGUACCAGGCCAGGAUGGAGGGACAGCUGAACACAAUGAACACAAUCCUACAGAACAUGCAGCAGGCUCUCAAAUGCAAUAUAUGUCUGGACAUGCUCAACAAACCUCUCACUACCAAAUGUGGCCACUCUUUCUGCGGCGAGUGUGUGCACCAGCUGGUGAAGCGGCCACGGGGGUCGGCCCAGUGCCCUCUGUGUCUGGGGCCCAUCACUCGACGUUCUUUAUCCCACAAUGUAAAGGUGGCUGCCCUGGUGCUGGCGGUGCGAAGGGUCAUUGCCAGUAUUAAGAAGGAUUGUUGUUUUGAAGUGACCCCCUCCAAGUACCGGCCGCGACCCCGCCCCGAGGCAGCCCUGGAGGAGGAUGACUCGGAGAAUGAGGAGAAGGACGAGCCAAGGAGGGGCACUCGAAAGCGGGGCGCCACAGCACUCUACAACCCACAGGUGGUGCCGCCUCGACCCAGACCCCGCCCCCGCCAAGAGGAGGAUCCUGGCGGCCAAUGGGGCACAAGAGCUGAGCCUGCACAGUGAGGCCACCACCACCACCACCACCACCACCACAGAAGGGCAGGACAGCAGGCCGGGGGAGCUGGACCUCCUUGACACCAUCGCCAGGGACCACUCCUACUCCUCCCCCACCAAGCAGGCCCCCC